Messenger RNA from Paramecium tetraurelia, 735 nucleotides. RefSeq lists its product as uncharacterized. The record is from RefSeq and is a predicted model, not a curated record. NCBI's taxonomy places the organism in Eukaryota, Ciliophora, Oligohymenophorea, Peniculida, Parameciidae. The transcript is spliced from 4 exons.
AUGUAAAUAUCACAUCAAUCAUUAUCCCUCACUAGAUGGCUGCAUGAAUAAGAUCAAUAGAAUUCUCCUUAAAUCUAUUAAGUAGUGAAUUAGAUUGUUAACAGGAAGCAACAUGCAUAGAAGAGAAGUGUGAGUUUGUGUUAAAGAAGAUACGAUUAAGAACCAAAUAAAUCAAAUCUUAUUGAUUAGAGCAGGAACAAAAGUCAAAUUUUUAGACCCCCAAGAGUUCCAACCACUCAAAACAAGAUUUUAGAAUUAAAAAAAGUCAUGGAAUUUCUAUAACACAACUAACAAUAUAAAUAUGAUACUCACAGAACAUUCAACUUAAAUGAUCCUAAGUUUUAAAAGGAGACCUUAUCAAUUAUUGAACAGAAGAAGGAAUAGUUUAAAAUCAGAUUAAAUCAAUAAUAAAAUAAAAGAUAGUUACAACUACUCUCAGAAAUCAAUUCUACUAACAUAUCGGCUGAUAGACGAAAUUAUAGUAAGACAAAAAAUUAGCUGAAAAAAACUCAUUUUAAAACAGAUUAGCAAAUUGAAAUUAAAAAAUCCAACUCGAUAAACAGAAUUUAGAGUAUCAAAGACAUAAUGCCCAAAAUUUUAAAACAUAAUGAAAUUCCUGGUCCACUUAAUAAAUAAGUCAUAUCAAAAGGAUUAGAAUUUUUAUAAUAAAUGGUAGAAAGACAAAAGGAGAACAUCUAGCAUUAUUUACCAAAACCAUAAAAAUAUUUGAAAUGA